Molecule: messenger RNA, 468 nt
Organism: Anolis sagrei ordinatus
Lineage: Eukaryota; Metazoa; Chordata; Lepidosauria; Squamata; Anolidae
Product: small ribosomal subunit protein uS19-like
Biological process (GO): ribosomal small subunit assembly; translation
Cellular component (GO): cytosolic small ribosomal subunit; ribosome
Molecular function (GO): RNA binding; structural constituent of ribosome
Source: RefSeq, a predicted model, not a curated record
CCUGAGAAGACUGAAGCCAAGAUGGCAGAAGUGAAGCAGAAGAAGAAGCAGACCUUCCAGAAGUUCACGUACCGGGGCGUUGCUCUGGAACAGCUCCUCGACAUGUCUUAUUGUUCUCUAAUGCAGCUCUACAGAGCCUGCCAGUGCCAACGGCUGAACCGGGAGAAGGCCAAGAAGGAGGCCCUGCCGAUGGAGAAGCCUGAGGUGGUCAAGACCCACUUGCGAGACAUGAUCGUCCUCCCAGAGAUGGUGGGCAGCAUGGUGGGCAUCUACAAUGGGAAGACCUUCAACCAGGUGGAGAUCAAGUCUGAGAUGAUUGGCCACUACCUGGGGGAGUUCUCCAUCACCUACAAGCCAGUGAAGCACGGCCGGCCAGGAAUUGGGGCCACCCACUCGUCUCGCUUCAUCCCUCUCAAGUAACGGGCCUUUGGGAAGAACUUGGGUGUGUCUCAAUAAAGGGGCAUCCCC